AUGGGUAACUCACAGACCAAGGAGGCGCGUUCCACUGCUCCGCUGCGUCGCCGCAGCCAUCAAUGGCCUCCCGCAGGCACUUCCGGUGGCUCCGAGCGCUCGCCAUAUCAACACGGUGGCCGUUCCAGAGGCAGCGGACCAGACCUUUCCAUUCUUGGGAUCGGCUCCAGUCACAGUCGGGAUCGAGAUAUCGCAGCCCUGGAGCAUCGACGAGAGACAAAACAGGAGCGAGAAGCACGCCGCCUGGAGAGGGAACGCACGGCCCGUAUCAAGGAACGGGAACGCAGCAUGAAGGAAGAACAUGUAGACGGAGGCUACUUGGUGACACAAGGAGUAUAUGUAGGGACGGAAGACUUCAGCAAGGCGGUCGUGCGGCAAUUGAUGAUUGAACGCCGCAUGGCCCCAUUCUGGAGAGGCUUGAACGAUUUUUCCGACUCGUGGGCGGAACAUCAGCUCAUGGCAGCUGCACGGGGCAUGCCCAUUCCCCCACCGGAUGAGAUUCCCCCAGAGCUGGAAUACAAGCUGCCCAGGCCCGUUGAAACCAAACAGCCAGCGGAUCCAGCCAACAUCCAGCACUUGACGGUGCCCAUAACGGCACGUUCUCAGUCCUACAACUCUGACGUUUCACAAAGUUCCACCCACGCUCAGCCCCCGGUCGCGUCCGGCACAUCCACUUCACCUCUCUUCCGGACAAGGGCAAAGACCCUCGCGGCGCUGACAACAUCCUCUCGACACAGCUCGCAGACAGAUCUGACUCCGCGAGAGCUGCAGCUCCCAAAGGACCCGUUUGUCAACGGACAGCCAAUCGAGGUGUAUCUGUACAAAGAUGCGAGCGAAUGCCCCAUCUGCUUCCUUUACUAUCCUCCAUACUUGAACCGUACCAGAUGCUGUGACCAACCCAUCUGCUCCGAAUGCUUCGUUCAGAUCAAGCGUCCAGACCCCCACCCUCCAGAGCACGCAGACCCCAAUGCCCCCCUCCCGCCGAGGCCCGAGUCCGUCGAAGGCCAACUAGUUUCCGAACCCUCCGCGUGUCCCUUCUGCGUUCAACCUGAAUUUGGAAUAACCUAUGCGCACCCCCCGUUCCGCCGCGGCUUGACCUACGCCGCAGAUCCCAAUAUACGCCCUUCUCCACACAUCACUUCGCCAGUGUCAUCUACUUCUUCAUUAUCAUCUGCAAAUCUCGGUGCUCCCAUUCCGGGCCGCCGACGCGCCACCUCGUUAUCCGCUACUGACCCAUCUGUGGUCACGACUGACCGUGUCCGGCCCGACUGGGCCCAGAAGCUAGCGAACGCCCGAGCACAUGCAGCCCGGCGGUCUGCAGCUGCAACCGCUCUGCACACCGCGGCGUAUCUAAUGAACUCAAACGGUUCUGGGGGCGACUCCCGUGGGUUCAGUCUGGCACGCCGAGGAAUGCGAAGAGCUACUGCAGACGAAUCACCCGGCGGGCGAACCGGCUCACCUGCACUUAAUGCGUUGGCUUUUUUAACCGAACGAGCGGAGAGGGCAGCUCCCGCGCGCGGAGCUGGACCUCCUGAACUGGACACUGGUGAGGAAGAAUCGGGAACCUUGGCUCCGCCGCGUGGCAGCUCCAGACGUACCCGCAUCGAUGAUUUGGAGGAGAUGAUGAUGAUGGAAGCGAUUCGACUGAGCUUGGCCAGCGAAGAGGAGCGCCGGAAAAGGGAAGAGAAGGACAUCAAGAAAGAGGCCAAGCGGAGGGAGAAGGAAGCCAAAAAGGCGGACAAAGUGGCGCGCAAGACUGGUCUGUAUAGUCAAAGUGUCAGCACCUCAGCAUUGGAUAUACCCGGAAUGGGGUCAGGAAAGAUGGCCAGCAGCGCCUCUUCAAUCGAUCGUGGCGACGCCACCGCAGCGGGCAAAGGCAAGGCAGUCGAUCGAGUGCCCCCAGCUGCAGAGGACCCGAAUCUGUCUUCUCCCGCGAACAGCGCCAAUCCAGCAGAGCCGACCUCUACAUUCCAGGCCAUCGAGCAGUCUGCAGCUCCUGAGGGGUCACGGCCUUCCCAUCUACGACAUGUAUCGACAUCCUCCUCCUUCUCUUCUGUGAUAGAAACGACCCCAGAGGAUCGCACCGGAUGCCCUUCCUCUGCUGAUGGAAGUAGCAACCCUUCUCUCGAGCCCAUGUUCAACUUCCGAAGCCUAGCCGCUAUCAUCGGCGACGAAGAGAAAGGCGACGAGUCUGCGGAGCAUAUCGAGGACACUUCUCCGAGGCCGCAAGCCGAGGGAUCCGCCUCUAGCGCAGCGCCCUCCGUUCACCAGCCGUCAUCGGAGACAACAGAGACAGCCGCGUCGGAGCUGACGGCGCCCGCCGCUGAACCUCCCGUCGGUGUGCCCGGCGCCCAUGGGAUAUUACCCAAAGAGCUGGAGACUCGCUCCGUUGAGAUCACCAACGCUCCGGAGAAUCCGGAGGCACCCUCUUGUUGA
Molecule: messenger RNA, 2436 nt
Organism: Penicillium lagena
Lineage: Eukaryota; Fungi; Ascomycota; Eurotiomycetes; Eurotiales; Aspergillaceae
Gene: sip5
Product: Sip5p
Exons: 3
Coding region: 1-2436 (811 amino acids)
Cellular component (GO): cytoplasm
Source: RefSeq, a predicted model, not a curated record